GAGCGACGCCAGCGCCUCCACCCCUGUCGUGGUAACGCUCUUGUACGCCCAUUUGGCCCGUGUAGACGUCGUUUAUGAAAUUGUUUUCCAAUCUCCCACGCCUGAAUCCUAGGAAUGGCUAGAGAAUACGACCAUUUAUUCAAAUUACUAAUAAUCGGAGACAGCGGAGUUGGAAAGAGCAGCUUAUUGCUGAGGUUUGCUGACAACACUUUUACAGGCAACUACAUCACAACCAUCGGGGUAGACUUCAAGAUCCGCACACUCGAAGUGGAUGGUGAGCGAGUCAAGCUGCAGAUCUGGGACACAGCUGGUCAGGAGCGGUUUCGCACCAUCACAUCGACGUAUUACCGAGGUACCCAUGGUGUGGUCGUGGUCUAUGAUGUCACAAAUGGGGAGUCCUUUGCCAAUGUCAAACGCUGGCUUCACGAGAUUGAGCAGAACUGCGAUGUCGUCAAUAGGAUCUUAGUGGGCAACAAGAAUGAUGACCCAAGUAGGAAAGUAGUGCUAACAGAGGACGCACAGCGUUUUGCUGACCAGAUGGGCAUACAGCUAUUUGAGACAAGCGCCAAGGAGAACAUCAAUGUCGAAGAGAUGUUCAAUGCCAUUACACGGAUGGUGCUCAAGAGCAAGAAGGAGCAGAAGGAGCGGCAGCAGGUGCCCGAGGACAAGCUGCGGUUAAAGCCCGGUGGCCACAAGAAGAAGAAGCAGUGCUGCUGAUUGACGGCGGCCCUUCCCCCACCACCACCAGCACCCUUCCGUGCAGCUCUGGUUGCCGGAAGACCUGUACAUUUGAAUGGGAUCGGGAGGAAGAGGACAUGGCUCAUUCCCUCUGGGUAGGGGUGUGCAGCAUCUGCCAAGAGCUGCCAGUGCGAAGAAACUCUCGUCGCCGCCAUUCGCUUUUGCCCUCUUUCUUCGUUCCUUCCUCCUCCGUGUGCUCGUCCUCUGUCUAUGCCCAUUGCUCACCGCAUCGCGGUACUUCGAGGCAUCGCCAGUGUUGAAGAGGUGGGGACUGCAGUGUGCACCAUGCAGCGAAUUUUCUCUUUUUUUUACGUUUGCCCGUCUAGCCUCGCUAGUGUAGUGAUCUGUACGACAGCGUGCACCUUGCCCAUUAGUCCUGGUUUUUGCUGCUGCUGUCACUGCGAGCGUUGCUCGAGCCAUGACCUGUCUGUGCGAAUGUUUUUUUAUAAGUGUGGCAGCGAACGGCGCCCUCUGAGCUAACGCCACAAGCAGACCAGUGCUGUCUGCAGAAGGACGUGCAGCUUGGUUCACUGUAAAUAUGAUGAAGAGGGAAGUGCAGCCAGGCUAUCGCAGGCAACCAUACACAUCUCAAAGGAGCGUGUAGGUGUGGGCCUGGUGGUGGAUAUUUGUGAGCAGAUUGGGGCGUGCUUCACUGUGAUGCAGUGUUGAGCAAGUGUUUGUACGCGGAAGAUGUGCCGGGGUGUUAGGUCUGCACUGGUGAAAUGUGGUAACACGGUUGGACAGCACGGCUGCUCAGUGGAGUGCGCGAUGCCAUGUCUGUCGCUCGUCCUUUUUAUGUCUUUGCAAAAGCCUGUGCACUUGCAUCUCCGCCUGGUCAGUCAGGUGGGAAAGCAAGCAUGCAAUUCUCAUGUCUCUGCCCUGUCCUGUCAAUAUAUAUAUAUACAUAUAUGUAUUUUUUUUUUAAACUUCACUCGAUAGCAAUCUUGCUCCGUUAUCUUUGUUGCCCUUUAUUAUGCCGGUGUGCUCAUUGCAGCUAUUUAAAAAUUAGUGCUGCAGGUCAAAAUGUAGUGAAUUAAGGGAGAGAUUUCCAGGUAGGCAUUGUAGCAGACAGCUUAAAGCUGCGGGGCCAGCAGGGAAGAGACUAUCACCAUUUUUGUUCGGAUCAGUCUUAGUCACCGAAUUUUCGCAUGCAUAGCAUGCGCCUUUCUUUCCCGCACAUGGGACUCUUGUUUUUGAAGUGCAGAAUGUGUCAUCUUUCUUGCUCUUUUUCUUCCUCCACUGUGCUUUAUCACAACCAUCACUUGCAUCAUAUAUUGUUGUUAGUAUCACUGGAUGUAAAUUGCCUUUCAAAUACUGCUGUGUUGCUGCAGAAGCAUAUAUAUUGUUUAUUGGUUAUAUAAAUACAGAUCGCUGUGGUAUAUUUUGCAUUGCUUGAGCACUUGUCGAUGCAGAGUUUUAAUUGUGUCAUGCUGCCAGAGAAAUAUCACCAUCCUAUGUGCUGCUCUGCAAGGCACACGGCUCCCUACAGAGCAGUGUACACUGUAUACUCUCCCCCCCCUUGUUUCUCUUCUUCUCUUUUUGCGGGCAGAGUAAUCUUCUGAUGAGUAUUUCUUAUGUCUCUGCUGUGUCUCCUGGUUCAUGCAGGUCACACUGGUCACUUGAGCUGCAUAGCACAUUUGCGUGGCAUUUCACUGUGCUAGCAAGGUGCAGCAGGAUGUACCAUAAAACUAGUUUGUAACGAGUGUGUUCUCAUUGUGAUUUUUUUUUUAGCGUGUUGUUUUCUUAGUUCCAGCCGGUUCACUUGGGAUAUGAUGGACAGAGGCCACAGGCCUGUUGUACGCGCAGUUUUACUCAUCUUUGCACGGCCUCUCAUGUAAGGAAGGUACCUGAGUUGUGCCUGGGUUUGGUCAAAUUUAUAAUCGUAAGCAUUUUUUUAAUUUUUUUUUUCCCUGCAAUUGGUUAUGACCCAAAGGAGCUUGCACCACGAUUGUGACUGUGUUUGUUGUUGAACUUGUGGGUUAUGGUAAAUACUUCUGGGUCAUCGUGUGAAGCGAAAACACAAGAAUAUGUGCCCACACUGCAUUUUAUAAUGUGUGUAGUCUGCCCUUUUUUUUUUUUUGUGGACAAGAGGAAGGAAAAGAAAAAGGUGGUAUUGCUCUGGGCACUUUACAAAGUGCUGUGUGCAUCCCGGCAAAAGAGUGUGCGCACCGCUGCGCGAAGAACAUUGAAAGUAAAAAAAAUAAAGAAAACAAUGCAUACAUUGAAUUUUACAGUGAAAAAUAAACAUAUUGAAUGAUA
Messenger RNA from Dermacentor albipictus, 2997 nucleotides. It is a transcript of the gene Rab35, whose product is annotated as RAS oncogene family member Rab35. Gene Ontology annotation, cellular component: endosome membrane; plasma membrane. Gene Ontology annotation, biological process: endocytic recycling. Gene Ontology annotation, molecular function: GTPase activity; GTP binding. The record is from RefSeq and is a predicted model, not a curated record. NCBI's taxonomy places the organism in Eukaryota, Metazoa, Arthropoda, Arachnida, Ixodida, Ixodidae.